Molecule: messenger RNA, 4308 nt
Organism: Gracilinanus agilis (Agile Gracile Mouse Opossum)
Lineage: Eukaryota; Metazoa; Chordata; Mammalia; Didelphimorphia; Didelphidae
Gene: FLII
Product: FLII actin remodeling protein
Exons: 30
Coding region: 3-3824 (1273 amino acids)
Biological process (GO): actin polymerization or depolymerization; barbed-end actin filament capping; actin filament severing
Cellular component (GO): nucleus; actin cytoskeleton; cytoplasm
Molecular function (GO): phosphatidylinositol-4,5-bisphosphate binding; actin filament binding
Source: RefSeq, a predicted model, not a curated record
CCAUGGCCGCCACCGGGGUGCUGCCCUUCAUUCGGGGCGUAGACCUCAGCGGGAACGACUUCAAGGGCGGAUAUUUUCCUGAACAUGUAAAAGCCAUGACCAGCCUUCGGUGGCUAAAGCUGAACCGGACGGGGCUCUGCUACCUGCCAGAAGAGCUUGCAGCCCUUCAGAAACUGGAACACCUAUCCGUGAGCCACAACAACCUGAACACUCUGCAUGGGGAACUGUCCAGCCUACCCUGCCUUCGGGCGAUCGUAGCCCGAGCCAACAGCCUAAAGAAUUCUGGUGUGCCAGAUGACAUCUUCCAGCUGGAUGACCUCUCUGUCCUGGAUCUGAGCUACAACCAGUUGACAGAAUGUCCCAGGGAGCUGGAGAAUGCCAAGAAUAUGCUGGUGCUCAAUCUCAGCCACAACAGCAUCGACAACAUCCCCAACCAGCUCUUCAUCAACCUGACCGAUCUGCUGUACCUGGAUGUGAGUGACAACAAGCUGGAGAGCCUGCCCCCCCAGAUGAGGCGCCUGGUGCACCUGCAGACGCUGAUUCUCAACAACAACCCCCUCAUGCAUGCCCAGCUCAGGCAGCUCCCUGCCUUGACGGCCCUGCAGACCCUGCACCUGCGGAACACCCAGCGCAUGCAGAGCAACCUUCCCACCAGCCUGGAGGGCCUGACCAGCCUCGCCGAUGUGGACCUGUCCUGCAAUGACCUGACCUGGGUGCCCGAGUGCCUGUACACCCUCCCCAACCUUCGCCGCCUCAACUUGAGCAGCAACCAGAUCUCUGAGCUGUCUCUGUGCAUCGACCAGUGGGUCCAGGUGGAGACACUGAAUCUGUCUCGAAACCAGCUCACCUCUCUUCCAUCUGCCAUCUGCAAGCUGACUAAGCUGAAAAAAUUAUACCUGAACUCCAACAAGGUAGAUUUCGAUGGUAUCCCCUCCAGUAUUGGUAAAUUGGCCAACCUGGAAGAGUUCAUGGCGGCCAACAACAACCUGGAACUCAUUCCUGAGAGCCUGUGCAGAUGCACCAAACUGAGGAAGCUGAUCCUGAACAAGAACCGCCUGGUGACCCUGCCCGAGGCCAUCCACUUCCUGACGGACGUAGAGGUCCUGGACGUGCGAGAGAAUCCCAACCUAGUGAUGCCCCCUAAGCCCGCAGACCGUGCCUCAGAGUGGUACAACAUUGACUUCUCACUGCAGAACCAGCUACGCCUGGCGGGCGCCUCCCCAGCUACCGUAGCCGCCGCCGCUGCAGGAAGUGGCCCCAAGGACCCGCUGGCCCGGAAGAUGCGCCUUCGGAGGCGUAAAGAUUCAGCCCAGGAUGACCAAGCCAAGCAAGUGCUAAAGGGCAUGUCAGAAGUGGCUCAGGAAAAGAACAAAAAACUGGAGGAGAAUGUGGACAUGAAGAUGUCGGACACCAAGGCCAAGCGCUGGGAUCAGGGCCUGGAGAAGCCGCCUCUGGACUACUCGGAGUUCUUCACGGAAGAUGUGGGCCAGCUGCCCGGCCUCACUAUCUGGCAGAUCGAGAACUUCGUGCCCACCAUGGUGGACGAGGCUUUGCACGGCAAGUUCUACGAGGCCGACUGUUACAUCGUGCUCAAGACGUACCUGGACGAGAGCGGCUCCCUGAGCUGGGAGAUCUACUACUGGAUCGGCGGGGAGGCCACCCUGGACAAGAAGGCCUGCUCUGCCAUCCACGCCGUCAACCUCCGCAACUACCUGGGCGCCGAGUGCCGGACCAUCCGGGAAGAGAUGGGCGACGAGAGCGAGGAGUUCCUCCAGGUGUUUGAUCAUGAGAUCUCGUACAUCGAGGGGGGCACGGCCAGCGGCUUCUACACCGUGGAGGACACCCACUAUGUGACCAGGCUGUACCGCGUCUUUGGGAAGAAGAACCUCAAACUGGAGCCUGUGCCCCUCAAGGCUGCAUCCCUGGAUCCCCGGUUCGUCUUCCUCCUGGACCACGGGCUGGACAUCUAUAUUUGGAGGGGGGCCGAAGCCACACUGAGCGGCACUACCAAAGCCAGGCUGUUUGCCGAGAAGAUUAACAAGAACGAGCGGAAGGGUAAGGCGGAGAUCACGCUGCUGUACCAAGGCCAGGAGGAGGUCCCCGCAUUUUGGGAGGUGCUGGGUGGGGAGCCCCAUGAGAUCACCAGGCACGUCCCCGAUGACUUCCGCCCUGCUCGGCCCAAACUCUACAAGGUGGGCCUGGGCCUGGGGUACCUGGAGCUGCCCCAGAUCAACUAUAAGCUGUCUGUGGAGCACAAGAAGCGACCCAAGGUGGAGCUGAUGCCCGAGAUGAGGCUGCUUCAGAGCCUUCUGGACACCAAGUCUGUGUACAUUCUGGACUGCUGGUCUGACGUGUUCAUCUGGGUGGGCCGCAAGUCCCCUCGUCUGGUGCGGGCGGCUGCACUGAAACUGGGCCAGGAGCUCUGCGGCAUGCUGCACCGGCCCCGGCAUGCUGCUGUCAGCCGCAACCUGGAGGGCACCGAGUGCCAGGUGUUUAAGGCCAAGUUUAAGAACUGGGAUGACGUGCUCAAAGUGGAUUACACCCGAAAUGCAGAGUCGGUGGUGCAAGGUGACGGGCUGGCCGGCAAGGUGAAGAAGGACACGGAGAAGAAGGACCAGAUGAAGGCGGACCUCACAGCCCUGUUCCUUCCACGCCAACCCCCCAUGGCCUUGGCUGAGGCGGAACAGCUGAUGGAAGAGUGGAAUGAAGACCUUGAUGGCAUGGAGGGCUUUGUCCUUGAAGGCAAAAAGUUUGCUCGCCUGCCUGAGGAGGAGUUUGGUCACUUCCACACCCAGGACUGUUAUGUCUUCCUCUGCAGGUACUGGGUCCCUGUGGAGUACGAGGAGGAGGACAGGAAGCAGAAGGCUGCCCCCGGGGCAGCAGAAGGAGCUGGGGAACAAGAGGGAGAGGAGGAGGAGUCGGGGGCCGAGGAGAAGCAGCCGGAGGAGGACUUCCAGUGCGUGGUGUACUUCUGGCAGGGCCGGGAGGCCUCCAACAUGGGCUGGCUCACCUUCACCUUCAGCCUGCAGAAGAAGUUCGAGAGCCUCUUCCCCGGCAAACUGGAGGUAGUGCGGAUGACUCAGCAGCAGGAGAACCCCAAGUUCCUGUCCCACUUCAAGAGAAGGUUCAUCAUCCACAAGGGCAAGAGGAAAGCCUCGGAGAGCACGCAGCAGCCCAGCCUGUACCACGUCCGCACCAAUGGCAGCGCCCUCUGCACCCGGUGUAUCCAGAUCAACACAGACUCUGGCCUCCUCAACUCCGAAUUCUGCUUCAUCCUCAAGGUCCCCUUUGAGAGCGCCGACAACCAGGGCAUCGUGUACACGUGGGUAGGGCGGGCGGCCGACCCCGACGAGGCCAAGUUAGCCGAGGACAUCAUGAACCACAUGUUCAACGACUCGUACAGCAAGCAGGUGAUUAAUGAGGGAGAAGAGCCAGAAAACUUCUUCUGGGUGGGCAUCGGUGCCCAGAAACCCUAUGAUGAAGAUGCUGAUUACAUGAAGUAUGCCCGCCUCUUCAGAUGUUCCAAUGAGAAAGGUUACUUCUCAGUGUCAGAGAAGUGUUCCGACUUCUGCCAGGAUGACUUGGCCGACGAUGACAUCAUGCUGCUGGACAACGGGCGAGAGGUUUACAUGUGGGUGGGGACUCAGACGAGCCAGGUGGAGAUCAAGCUGAGCCUGAAGGCCUGCCAGGUUUACAUCCAGCACAUGAGGUCCAAGGACCAGGAGCAUCCUCGAAAGCUCCGACUGGUCCGCAAAGGGAACGAACAACACCCAUUCACCCGAUGCUUCCACGCCUGGAGUACUUAUCGGAAACCCCCGGCCUAGCCUCGCCCAGAGGACGAGCCUCCAUUCUACUUGCCCCUGACUCAAGGAUGCUAGCAGCAACACAAGCUUUAAAAGGCUUUUCCUCACUAUGAAGAGAGAGGGGAGCACUCUAGCAGCUGCUGUCAGCACUGGCUCUCUGGGGUUUGUGGGGGGAUGGCUUUCUUCAUGCUCACCCCUUCCUCCCAGCAUCUAGGAUCUCCCUGCCUGUGCCCCUUUUUCUGAAGCUGUUCUAUGGCCAAAGCAAGAGUCUGACUGCCGGGGGGACUCUCGGGAGUUUGGAGUGGGAGUACGGCCUGUGUGCUGGGCUGGGAGGAUGGGAGUCGUUUCCUUCAGGUCUGCCCGUGGUGCCCCGGAGGGCUUCCUGCCCUUAUGGGCCCCAGCCUUGCCCUCUCCCCCAGCACCACACAACCUUUGCUCUGGACUCACUGCUCCUGCCCCAGCAGCGCCUGGUGUAUUUGUAUUAGAAUAAAAAUUGGUUCUGGCA